Aphis gossypii (cotton aphid) is the source of this 2323-nucleotide messenger RNA. RefSeq names its product lachesin-like. Gene Ontology annotation, cellular component: neuron projection. The record is from RefSeq and is a predicted model, not a curated record. The transcript has 6 exons. NCBI's taxonomy places the organism in Eukaryota, Metazoa, Arthropoda, Insecta, Hemiptera, Aphididae. Bases 351 to 1436 code for a protein of 361 amino acids.
UUCCACAAGUGGGCAGCGCUCGUUACAGAAGACGCGUCUAGUAGUUUGGUACCCACUACACUACUACAUUAACACUAUAACAUAGUCUAUUGUAACUAACCUGCCGCCGAGACGGCCAAACGACGCUCAUUAGUCGUUCUUCGACGAUCGUCGGUCGAGUGAUAUCAAUGUUUUUUUAUGUUUUAGUUCUUUAAGCGAUUGUGACGGUUUUUGUUUUUUUUUUUCAUUAAAAUAUUGUGUUCUCGUCGUCCGUUUGGCGUUUGAUCGAUUGACGUUGUCGAAUCACGGUAUUCUAUUCCCUACACUUCGUCUACCGCCCGUGCGCGGAGAAACAACCGCCAUUUUCCAAGAUGAAGUAUGUCUACAGCGUUCUCGUUGUGCUAUGCAUAAACCUCGCCUUUUCUCAGAGGACCCCCACAAUAUCUCAUAUAACUCAAAAACCUAUAAAAGAUAUUGGUGGUACAGCGGAGAUGACAUGUUCAGUGUUAUAUGCCAUGGAUUUCCCUGUUUUAUGGGUUAAGGUUGAUAAAGAAAAAAUAACUGAACCUGUUAUGCUUUCAUCUGGAAGUACACUGAUUAUUAAAGAUUCAAGAUUUUCAUUGAGACAAGACAUUGACAGCACUAGUUACACACUACAGAUUAAGGAUAUUCAAGAAACUGAUGCUGGUUAUUAUCGCUGUCAAGUGUUGCUUGGGUUGAACAACAAAAUAUCUGCUGAUGUUGAGCUAGAAGUACGUAGACCUCCUAUCAUUUCUGACAACUCAACUAGAUCAUUAGUUGUAAACGAAGGUCAACCGGUGAAACUUGAAUGUUAUGCUGGUGGAUUCCCUAGUCCAAGAGUUUCCUGGAGACGAGAAAAUAAUGCUAUUUUACCCACAGGCGGUUCAAUUUAUAGAGGUAACAUUUUGAAAAUUCCGGUCAUAACAAAAGAAGAUCGUGGAACCUAUUACUGUGUUGCUGAAAAUGGUGUUGGAAAAGGUGCCAGACGUAAUAUUGCCAUUGAGGUGGAAUUCGCUCCAGUUAUAACUGUACCUAAACCUCGUUUGGGACAAGCUUUACAAUAUGACAUGGAUCUUGAGUGCCACGUUGAGGCUUAUCCUCCACCAGCCAUUAUUUGGAUAAAUAAUGGUAUACAACUGUCUAACAAUCAACAUUAUAGAAUUUCACAUUUUGCUACUGCAGAUGAAUUUACAGACACAACAAUACGUAUCAUCACAAUUGAAAAACGUCAAUAUGGUGAUUACAUUUGUAAAGCAUCAAAUGUAUUAGGAACUGCUGAAGUUACAGUUAAUCUUUAUGAAACAAUAAUACCAGUAUGCCCACCAGCUUGUGGCCAACCAUCUUCACACUUAAGAAGCUCCAGCAUCAAAACUGCUAGUGUUAAUAUUUCUUUCUUGAUUGCUACAUACUUAUAUUUUGUUCACCUAUAUUUUUAAAUAAGUUUUCUACCAAAAAACAAUUCACCAAUACAGUGACGUAACCAAGACGAAUUAAAAACCUAUUCCCUAAGUGCUUGUAUCAUCACAUUUGUUUGAGAAUCUCAUUUUUAACUUAUCUCAUGCCAUGCCACUGUAUGAAUGUAUUAUCAUUACAGCUGUUAGUGCUUUUAUUUUAUACUUUAUUACUGAUUAAUACGUAAAUAUAAUAUACUUAAAAUUAAUAAUAAUUAUUCCGUCCAAGAACAAAUUAUUAAUGUGUAAGCACUAUUGCUUAGCUAUUGUUACAUUCCUAUAAUUUUGUUCACUUUUAUUUUUAGAGUAUUUACUGUCCGUCCAUUAAAUAUAUAUUAUACUUGAUCUUAUAUGUUUACUAUUAUUUAAUGUAUUAUCAUUACAGCUGUUAGUGCUUUUAUUUUAUACUUGAUUACUGAUUAAUACGUAAAUAUAAUAUACUUAAAAUUAAUAAUAAUUAUUCCGUCCAAGAACAAAUUAUUAAUGUGUAAGCACUAUUGCUUAGCUAUUGUCACAUUCCUAUAAUUUUGUUCACUUUUAUUUUUAGAGUAUUUACUGUCCGUCCAUUAAAUAUAUAUUAUACUUGAUCUUAUAUGUUUACUAUUAUUUAAUGUAAUUUUUAUAAAAAAUUUUAUAAAUUAUAAUUAUAUUUAUUUUAAUUAAAUGUACAUGUAUUACUUUAAUUUGUUUAUUGUAGCUCAUUAAGAUAAUGCGGUAAUAUUAUCAAGCACUUGUCAUGUGUAUACUUGGUAUCAACUUAUCUACUAUUAAAAGUUACAAAUAACAAACUAACCUAAUUGUUGUAGACAUGUGUAUAUAUUAUAUAUGCACUACAUUACAGCAUUUGUUGAAUAGAGAUAAUUACAAAACUA